AUCUGGAGUUGGCUGUGGCUUUCCUCACUGCGAAGAAUGCCAAGGUUCCCCAGCUAGAGGAGGCAACUUAUUACCAAACAGCCCUUCCUGGAAAUGACAGAUACAUCAGCGUGGGCAGCCAGGCAGACACCAUUUUGCUUUUCAGAUGUGAUUGAUCUCACUGGAGAUGAUAAAGAUGAUCUUCAGAGGGCAAUUGCCUUGAGUUUGGAGGAAUCAAACAGGGCAUUCAGGGAGACUGGAAUAACAGAUGAGGAACAAGCCAUUAGCAGAGUUCUAGAAGCCAGUAUUGCAGAAAAUAAAGCAAGUUUAAAGAGGACACAUCCAGAGGUAUGGAGUGACUCUCCAAACCCUUAUGAUCGAAAGCGGCAGGACAACUGUCCAGUAGGAUUAAAGAAUGUUGGCAACACGUGUUGGUUUAGUGCUGUUAUUCAGUCAUUAUUUAACCUACUGGAGUUUCGAAGACUAGUUUUGAAUUUCAAUCCUCCUGCAAAUGCUCAAGACUUGCCCCGAAACCAAAAGGAACAUAGGAAUCUACCUUUCAUGCGUGAAUUGAGGUACCUGUUUGCACUUCUAGUUGGUUCGAAGAGAAAAUAUGUUGACCCAUCAAGAAGCAGGCAAGAUGUCAGUGAAUUUACACACAAAUUAUUAGAUUGGCUAGAAGAUGCCUUCCAAAUUAAAGCUGAAGAAGAGAGGGAUGGAGAGAAACCAAAGAACCCAAUGGUGGAGUUAUUUUAUGGACGAUUUCUAGCAGUAGGUGUACUUGAAGGUAAAAAAUUUGAAAACACAGAAAUGUUUGGCCAGUAUCCACUCCAGGUUAAUGGCUUUAAAGAUCUGCAUGAGUGCCUAGAAGCUGCAAUGAUUGAAGGGGAAAUUGAAUCUCUUCAUUCAGAAAACUCCGCAAAGUCUGGUCAGGAGCACUGGUUCACUGAGCUUCCUCCUGUCUUAACUUUUGAGCUAUCAAGAUUUGAGUUUAAUCAGGCUUUGGGGAGACCAGAGAAGAUACACAACAAAUUAGAAUUCCCUCCAAUUUUAUAUCUGGACAGGUAUAUGCACAAAAACAGAGAAAUAACACGAAUUAAACGGGAUGAAAUCAAGAGACUCAAAGAGUACCUCACGGUUUUACAGCAGAGAUUAGAACGAUAUUUAAGCUAUGGUUCUGGUCCUAAACGAUUCCCCUUGGUAGAUGUCCUGCAGUAUGCCUUGGAGUUUGCCUCCAGCAAGCCGGUGUGCACGUCUCCUGUCGAUGACCUGGGUGCUAGUGCCCCUGCCAGUGGCACGCUGCCGGCCCAGACAUUGCCCAGCACAGUAGAGCAACAGGGGCCUUCAUCUUCAGAUGUUCCAAGCACAUCUCCCGUACAAAGAUCAGUAAUACAUAAACCAUUCACGCAAUCACGAAUUCCUCCUGAUCUGCCAAUGCAUCCGGCACCCAGGCAUAUCACUGAGGAAGAGCUCUCUGUCCUAGAAGGCUGUUUACAUCGCUGGAGGACUGAAGUAGAGAAUGACACUAGAGAUUUACAAGAAAGUAUAUCUAGAAUACAUCGGACAAUUGAAUUGAUGUACUCUGACAAAACAAUGGUCCAAGUUCCUUAUAGGUUGCAUGCUGUGCUAGUUCAUGAAGGUCAAGCUAAUGCAGGACACUACUGGGCAUAUAUUUAUGACCACCACCAGAACAGAUGGAUGAAAUACAAUGAUAUUUCUGUGACAAAGUCAACUUGGGAAGACUUGAUACAAGAGGAGUUUAACAAAGAAACAGGACAGAUCCUUGUUGGAAUGGAGACACUACCUUCUGAUCUAAGGGAUUACGUCAAGGAAGACAAUAAACGUUUUGAAAAAGAACUCGAAGAAUGGGAUGCAGAACUUGCUCAGAAAGCACAGCAGGAGAAGUUGUUAUCUCAGAUACCCAGGGCACCAGCACCCUCACCUGCUCCAGUACAAGCAGGAGAACCAGAAUAUUUAGAGCAGCCAUCAAGAACUGAUCUUUCAAAGCACUUAAAAGAAGAUUCUGUACAAGCAAUCAAUAAAGCUUUAGCUGAACAAGAAGAUAGAGGUCCAGAAGCUAUAAUGGAUACGGCAAUUAAAUUGGAAUACACGCGUCUGCUGAAAUUAGCCCAGGAAGAUCCACCGCCUGAAUGCGAUUACCGUUUGCGUCAUGCAAUUGUUUACUUCAUCCAAAACCAGGCACCAAAGAAGAUAAUUGAGAGAACAUUACUGGAACAGUUUGGAGAUCACAAUCUGAGCUUUGAUGAAAGGUGCCGUAACAUAAUGAAGGUUGCUCAAGCUAAACUUGAAAUGAUAAAGCCAGAUGAAAUAAACAUGGAAGAAUACGAGAGAUGGCAUCAAGACUAUAGAAAUUUCAGGGAAACCACCAUGUUUCUCAUGGUAGGAUUGGAGUUUUUCCAAAAAAAGAGCUAUAUGGAAGCCUUGCUCUACCUUAUCUAUGCUUACCAGAAUAACAAAGAACUCUUGUCCAAAGGCCCAUACAGAGGGCAUGAUGAAGAGCUGAUAUCUCACUACAGACGAGAAUGUUUGCUAAAACUAAAUGAACAUGCUGCAGCACUGUUUGAAUCGGGAGAUGAUCAGGAAGUAAAUAAUGGCCUGAUCAUUAUGAAUGAGCUUAUUGUCCCGUGUUUGCCAUUACUACUGGUGGAUGAAAUGGAAGAAAAAGAUAUUGUUGCUGUGGAAGAUAUGAGAAACCGUUGGUGUUCCUAUCUUGGACAAGAAAUGGAACCUAACUUGCAAGAAAAGCUGACAGAUUUCCUGCCAAAACUGCUAGAUUGUUCUACAGAGAUUAAAGGUUUUAAUGACCCGCCAAAGUUACCCUCCUACUCCACACAUGAACUGUGUGAAAGAUACGCCCGAAUCAUGUUGUCACUCAGUCGAACUCCAGCCGAUGGAAGAUAAAUUCUGCAACCUUCCUAAGCACAUUGUAUAAACUUUUUUAGUUCUUAAACCUUGCCUUCCUGUCACAGGGUUUGCUUGUUGCUGCUAUAGUUUUUAACUUUUUUAUUUUAAUAACUGCAAAAGAGAAAUGACUGUACAAACUUUAGCCAGACUGCAAACAAUUAAAGCUGAGAAUCGCAUGGCACUCAGUCGUUUCAACCAGAAUUGAUGCAACAUGCAAGUCUGAUCAUUACGGCAAAACUGCUUUUUUGCCACUUAUCUGUUACAGUAUUACUUUGCUUUUAUCUUAAGAUCCUUUACUUUAUCAACAGCUGUCUGGAUCAUUUUGUGACUGCAACUACUUUAAGUGUCCAGUGCUGUGUAAAUACAUGGUACUUGGUAGCUUGUAAAUGAAAUGAAAGAAUAAAGUUUUAUUUAUGGCUACUUCUGUGUUUGCAAGCAGAUACCUUGUAUAUUAGUGUAAAAUACGGGUAUUUUUAGAAGAGAUACAGUAUAUUGACGGGUUACUCAAUUUUAUAGACAAGGUUCUUCAGGAUUUAUGGCCAGUUUAGUUACAGGUAGUCGGAGAUUACUGUAUGUGAAUAUAUUGAAAACCUGUCACAGUAUUAUACACUAUGGUUUUUUUGUACAUCCUUUAUUGAUCUGUAUGAUACUGCACCUGAACACUUUUGUGUGUGUGUGUGUAUGGCCAUGCCAAGUCUUUUCUGAUAGUAGGGACUGGCUUCUGAAGCAAAACAAUAAUGGCACCUUCCUUCUAUUCUUAGAAUAAAAACAGGAAAAAAAAAACCUGAAAGUAUUUUCAGUAGAAAAAUAUUACACCCUCUGAGCAAAAUCUCUAGAAACUGAUUUAAGCAGAGGAAAUAAAAGUUUUAAAAAACCAGAAUUUGUGAAGCUUAAGAAUUAAUACAUUUUUUAAUUGGUAUUUUAGUCAUGUAAGCGACCAGAAAUAAAACCUUACAUUAAUUCCUUACUUAAAAUAGGUUGCUGUUGUUGCAACAAAAUAUCUCAGAAAUCUUUUCUCUGUCUUAAUUAAAUUUCUAUUGGAAGCAAAAGAAAAGAUCUAUAGGGCUUGUUUUGUAGAACUGAAAUACUGUCUGAUUUUAAUGAAGAAACUUAAUUAUUUUGUGGAAAAAGAAAUUUAAUGCAUCCUUAGGUAAUCCUGUUACCUGACACUGUUUUGAU
Molecule: messenger RNA, 4083 nt
Organism: Egretta garzetta (little egret)
Lineage: Eukaryota; Metazoa; Chordata; Aves; Pelecaniformes; Ardeidae
Gene: USP25
Product: ubiquitin specific peptidase 25
Exons: 23
Coding region: 94-2901 (935 amino acids)
Biological process (GO): regulation of protein stability; protein deubiquitination
Cellular component (GO): cytosol; nucleus
Molecular function (GO): cysteine-type endopeptidase activity; cysteine-type deubiquitinase activity
Source: RefSeq, a predicted model, not a curated record